GGAGCCUCUGUGACGCAGCGCACCCCUCGUGCCUCCCCCCUUGAGCUCCACCCCAAAGACGGAGCAACAGUCCGGGGUUGAGCCCUUUGCACUCAUGCGAGACGGGAGCGCUGUAAUGUGUUUUUGGACAUAAAUCACAGCGGAGCUGUCGAGGAGGAUGUUGAGAGCUUCUCGUCAUUCUCGUGUCUCCCCCCGUGUCGGUGCUGUCUUUGUUGACAGGUGAAAUUAGCCGCGAAACGGUUCGAGGUGAAGACGCCGAAACACAGACUCUUAACUGUGAACUAGGAGGCGGAAACAUUUGAUGUACGUCAGCGACAGAGGUAUGGAUACCAUCUGAAAGGUGUGUUGGAUUUUCUUUCGUGUGUAAAUCACCGUUGCUGGAAUACUCCCCCUGAAGAUGUUUGGGGAAAUGCAGCUUGUAUGCAACAUCCAUGCAACUGUCCCACUGCUUUUGUUGGAUUUGAGAAUGGAAAAAGUUCAGUUUUUCUGAUGGAGACGGAGUUACAGUGAUCGUCUAUAACUCGGUGUUUCAGUUUUUCUCUGUUGCAAAUUGUGGAACUAAACGAUUGAAUUCAUCGCGCCUGACAUUCCUGGACUCAUUUUCUGGAGAAGCAGGAAAGGGGAAAGUAGGUCCAGUUUGUUUGGAGUUUUAUAUUUAUUGCUAAUUGUUUUUCACUCCAUACACGCGUGAGUUUCAGAGAGCGGAUACGCCACCGGUCCCCGUCUUUGUCUCAUCAGUUUACCAAGGGUGUCCGUGGGCGCCGACUAGCUGGGCACAGCUGACCAGGCGAUCGGCUCCUGCGUAUGCGCGUGUCCCUGGGGGAGCCCGGUGCCUUGCGCCAGGAUGGGGAUUUCUGCGCCGCACGCGCGUGAAGGGGAUGGAGUCCAUUCACGUUUGGAGCGUCCCGCGCUGCGGCGCCCCCUAAUCUAACCCGCGAGGCCGAGACGGAUGGAUUAUCGGUGUAAAGGGACAGGGAGAGCCCCUCUCCUCUCGCUUUUCCAUGCGGAGGUGCAUACACAGCUCUGACUUCACCGGGGUCUACUGAACGCUAACGCACGCAGACCAGUCUGGAUUGGCCCGGCGAACGUCUCCAUGCUCCCCGUCAUUGUAAGAUGAGGGUAUGGAAGUGGGGUGCCAUCAUCCUGAUGCUCUGCACUGCUGCCCUCUCUGGACUCUUCAGUAGAACUAUGGUCCCCUCAGGCCUCCCCCACCACAGACACUUCUGGGGUCCUGCCUCCCAGAAACCCUCAUCAUCUUCGUUACCACCAUCACCGUCGUCAUCACCACCAUCAUCAUCAUCAUUAUCAUCAGUACCAUCAUCGUUGUCAUCACCACCAUCAUCAUCAUCAUCGUUGUUGUCUUCGUCGUCCUCAAACUCAAAUUCCUUUCCGUCCUCUUCCUCCUUGCGAAGCGAGGGGAAGCUCCGGGUUGGGAGGGCUGUGGACGGGUUCCGGUCCCUCCUCACGGAAGUUAAUCACAUGUUCCGGAGCUUUACAGAGGGGGAGCUGAAGCAGGUGAUUGGAACGCUGCUGGACAGGAAGUGGAGGCGGGACAAGGCGAGGCGGACAAAGCGGGAGCGUAAGGGCAGGAAGUUGUGCGGUUUGCAGGAGGUGGAGGUGAGCGUGACGCAGCUGGGGCUGGGUUAUGAGAGCGAGGAGACGGUCGUCUUCAGGUACUGCAGCGGCCGCUGCUCCAAACGCCGCCGGACCUACGACCUGGCGCUGGAGAGCAUCCAAUCAGCCGGCGUCCUGAAAGAGCCCACUCGCCACGUUCCCUGCUGCCGCCCGCUGCACUACGAGGAAGACUUCUCCUUUCUGGGGAACAACAACAAGUACUACACCAUCCAAGAGCUGUCUGCCCAGGACUGUGGCUGCGUAUAGCCCAGACUGCCGCCCCCUGCUGGCACGGAGGAUACAUGAUGGUUUGUGUGAGGACAAAAUAAUUCCAAAAUCUCCAUGAGAAAGCCCGAAGGGUCUUCUGAAACGUUUAUGGUGCUGUGACCGUGUGACUGGGGGAAAUUUCUGUCUCAAGUUUUCAGA
Molecule: messenger RNA, 2040 nt
Organism: Anguilla rostrata (American eel)
Lineage: Eukaryota; Metazoa; Chordata; Actinopteri; Anguilliformes; Anguillidae
Exons: 3
Coding region: 1114-1881 (255 amino acids)
Molecular function (GO): growth factor activity; glial cell-derived neurotrophic factor receptor binding; receptor tyrosine kinase binding
Source: RefSeq, a predicted model, not a curated record